Pipistrellus kuhlii (Kuhl's pipistrelle) is the source of this 3684-nucleotide messenger RNA. RefSeq names its product transmembrane protein 169 (gene TMEM169). Bases 115 to 1074 code for a protein of 319 amino acids. The record is from RefSeq and is a predicted model, not a curated record. Lineage: Eukaryota; Metazoa; Chordata; Mammalia; Chiroptera; Vespertilionidae. The transcript is spliced from 3 exons.
CCCCCGCAGCAGCUGCGGGCAGACGCUCCGGCCGCGGUCCCCAUCCGCAUCCUCUGCCCGCCUCCGCCCCGCAGGCCGGUGCAGAGCCCCAUCCAGGAAGAAGCUCUGGGAUGUAUGGAUUGUAAAUUUGCCCAAGCAAGUAGGAGUCUUCACAAGAAAGAACCAGACGUGAGGACUAGAAUGGAAGAGCUGGCGCCAGUAGAAAGUCAGGACCAGCUCCCAAGCCCCCACCAUGGCUCUCUGAGGAAGGCCCUGACAGCUGCCCUGGCCCUGGAUGGAGAAUCCACAAUAGGUCGCAGGAAAAAGAAGAGGAAGGAGUCCCGCCCAGAAUCUAUUAUCAUCUACAGGUCCGAGAGUGAGAGAGUGGAGGAAGAGCCUGGGGAAUCGGAAGGUGGAGACCAGCCUAGAGAGGAGGAAGGAGCCGACUUCCUAGACUAUCCUGCCGAUGAUGGUAUGUGGAACAUGCCUUUGGACAGCCGCUAUGUCACAUUAACUGGGACCAUCACACGAGGGAAGAAAAAGGGUCAGAUGGUGGACAUCCAUGUCACUUUGACAGAAAAGGAGCUGCAGGAAUUGACCAAGCCUAAAGAGUCAUUGAAAGAAGCAACACCUGAAGGCAGAAAGGUCUGCCAGAUGUCAGCAGACCGUGGGCCCCACGUGGCCCUCUGGACACUGAUCUGCCUGCCUGUGGUAUUUAUCCUCUCCUUUGUUGUCUCUUUCUACUAUGGCACUAUCACCUGGUACAACAUCUUCCUAGUGUACAAUGAGCAGAGGACCUUCUGGCAUAAGAUCUCAUGCUGCCCCUGCCUCAUUCUCUCCUACCCAGUGCUCAUCAUGGCCAUGGCCUCUUCCCUGGGCCUGUAUGCUGCUGUGGUCCAGCUCUCGUGGUCCUGGGGAGCAUGGUGGCAAGCUGCCCGGGACAUGGAGAAGGGCUUCUGCGGCUGGCUCUGUAGCAAGCUGGGUCUGGAGGACUGUUCUCCCUAUAGCAUUGUGGAGUUGCUUGAAUAUGAUAAUAUUUCAGGCAAUCUCUCCAAUAAGGACCCUACCCAGGAAGUAGAAACUUCUACUGUCUAAACUUUCAACACCUACUUCUUCUUCUGGUCCCAUAGCCUGUAUUUCAUCGUCCAACUCCCCUGCCCCUCACAGUGCUUCCGGAAAAGUCUAGCCCACACUGAUCUGUCCAACUAUUUUGAUGGUUCUAGGAGGGCAGGGAACAAAAAGGCAAUUUAUACAAAAGUUGUCCAUUCAAUGGACAAACUCUUCUUAAUUCCCUGCCCUAAAAUGAUCAUUCAUCUGGGACAAGAAGCUCAUUUUGUGUCAUUUCUGGUGCUUGAAGAUGUUACUGGUGCUUGGAACUCAGGCGAGUAUGUGAGUAAGUGUGACAGGGAGAAUAAGGAGGACUUGGGGGACUAAUAAAAUAAUAGAUAGGGGUGGAGUAAAAUAUUUAGGAAGCAGGUUUACCACAGCGGAGCAGAAUGUAAAGCUUUGUAGGCAUCACUUAGAGUUCUAUUUAGCUGCAUAUAAUUGAUAUCCCAAAACAUGAGUGGUUUAAACAAGAUAGAAGUUUACUUCUUUCUUCUAAAGAAGAAGUCUGGAGGCAGAUCAUCAGGGGACCUGAUGGAGUUCCCUGGAUCCAGGCUUCUUUUAUUCCCCUCCCAUUGGUGAAAUAUGACCCUCAUAACCUUUAUCUUCCACACCCUGGUGCUGACUACAUCUGCAGCCACCUCGUCCAUGUUUCUGGCAGAGUAGAGGAAGGGGCAGAGAAAAACAUUUUCUGUGCUCAAAAAAGCUUCCCAAAGCUCCACUCAAUAUUUCUUACUUCUCAUGGGCUAACCUUUGUCACAUGAUCUAACAAGCAAAAUAGGCUGCAGAAUGUAGUCUUUUGGCAGUUAUAUGCUAGCUAAAUAUGGGAGUGAUGCAAAUUUAAGAGGAAAAAGAAGUAUGGCUAUUUUGAUUGGCAAGUAAGGAUAUCAGUCAUUAUUUACAUAUAUUCAGAUGUCAAACUGCUUAUUUAUUUAUUUAUUUAUUUAUGCCUAAAUCUUAGAGAUUUUAUAUGUAGAUACUAGCUCUAUAUACUAUGUAUAAGCUAUAUAUAGAUAUUAGUAUCUAGUACUUUGCAAUUAAAUGACUGUAAUGUCAUGUGGUUUCAGGGUUGUUUAGAAGGGAGGAGUAAACGGUUGAGUACAACUAUAUCACUGUACUAGUGUACUUUUUCCCCUGGUAGUGAAGGUGGGACUGGGUGGCAAUAUUUAAUUUACUCUAAGAUUAAAGACUGUGCAGGGAGGAAUUGCAUCUGUGAUUCCCCACUGCCUUCCCCUCAUCCCCAUAACAAAGAUUGGUAACCCUAAGCAGGAAGAAGGUAGAGUUAUUUUUCUGUUGUUUGGAUAAACCUCACUCAGAGUCUCACUCACUCACACUUUUCUGGAGUUUAACAACAAACACAAUGUCUGUUGAGCUGGAAGACUGUCUUCCUGGUCACCAGGGAGUGUAAAGCAGGUGAAUUAGAUUAAUUUUAAACUUAAAAAAAAAUUCAUUCCUGAAGGUGUAUUUCUAAUUUUUUAAAUUAGAUCAAGCCACUUGUGGAAGUUUGGGGCCUUACAAGAAUAGCUGGUACUUGUUUCUUAUUCAUGUCUCAGGAAGAAGUUGAAAGAACUGCUGUGAAGCAAACAAGACUGGUUGGGCAUGAUCUCCCACAGAAGGCCAGGGACAUUUGUUUAAUGUAUGGUGCUGAAUUCCACCUUCAGUAGAUUCUCCACAAUUAUGAUGAUGAUUAUUUAAAUCUUCACCCGAGGAUAUUUUUAUUGACUUCAGAGACAGAAGAAGACAGAGAGAGAAACAUCGAUAUGAGAGAAAAACAUCCAUCUGUUGCCUCUUGUAUGUGCCCCAACUGAUAUUGAACCCCCAACAUAAAUAUGUGUUCUGACUUGGAAUUAAACAUGCAAUCUUUUGAACCUCCAACCAACUGAGCCACCCAGUCAGGGCAACACCCACCUUUUAUUAUUAGUUUGACCAAAACAAAAUUCUGUUCAACAUUUUUGAAGAUAAACUUGGUGCUCAUUGGUGCUUUUUUUAAAAACCAUAUUUAAUAUCACCAAUCUAAUGAUUAAACUUAUGUAUUCUGUAACAAAUCAAAGUAUAUGUGCUUUCACCUCUGGCCAAGUUCUCAUUCCAAUUGAAUAGCCUAUUUUUGGUGUAAGGAAUGGUAAUGCUGCAAUAAAGUUGCAGAUGUCUGCGGGCAUACAUUGAGGGAUAACUCUGACCUUCAGGGAUUCCAGCUCCAGAUUAUUUGCUGAUCUUCAGUUGUGAAACCAGGAUGAUGUACCCAGAUUAUCAUUUGACCAGUUUUGAGAUUCUUAAUGGAAUGGAUGGACUACGCUGGUCUGCAUGUAAAAAACCUUCAACCUCCUCCCCUUAACCUUUUGUUCUGUUUUCCUUUCCCUCCUUUCAAAAACUCCUUCCUGCACUGAGAUGCUAAGAUUGUUUUUAAGGACAAGAGUCCACGAUCUUCUCAGGUCACUGGCACCUGAAUAAACCUCUAUCCUUAUUUACCAUACCUGUCUCAUGAGUAUUAGCUUUCAUGGUGGCAGGCAGCCAAGCCUGUGGGUUGUUUCCCCAUUUUCACUUUUACAGAGAUGUAAACAAUUGAAAUGAAAACAAAAUAAAAAUAAAAUAUGUUAAAAUGUG